CCUAAACCUAAAAGAGACGCAGACUCUUUUCUUUUAUCGCCGUCUCGCGUUUCCAGCCUCUGCACCUCUUUCUUUCUUUCACGGCGACUCCUCCUCUGCUCACGGCGGCAGCUGCUUUCUCUCCCUCUCCCUCGGCGACUCCUCUUCUGCUCAGUUUGGCGCAUUGCGUAGAAAACUGAAGCACCCAAGCUAUGGAGGAUGCUUCAUAUCCAAAUGGAGUCCAGGAAGAUAUAAUAAACAAAGAAGCGCCGCAGCUUGUGGCCCUGUUGAAGGAGAUGAAGCAAGGAUUGGAUGUCGUUGAUUCCAAAGUGAGGGCUUUGAUUGCCAAGGUGAAAGAAAAUCAGUAUCCGACAUCCCAAGGGUUUCACUAUCUUGAAGCCAAGAACAUGCUGCUUCUGCACUAUUGCCUGUCACUUGUCUAUUACUUACUUCGCAAGGCUGAAGGACUCUCAAUCAGUGGGCAUCCUGUUGUCCAGAGCCUUGUCGAGACGAGGUUGUUUUUGGAAAAGAUUCGGCCUAUUGACAAAAAGAUGCAGUACCAAAUUGAGAAGCUGACUAAGGUUACUGCGAGUACAGCGGAGAAUAUACAACCAAAUGAGAGGCAAUCACAAUCGAAUAAAACAGAAGAUCCGCUGAGUUAUCGCCCGAAUCCUCAUAUGAUUACUAGCAAAAUAGACACGACUUCUGAGGGUAGUGGCAAGUACAGACCACCCAAUAUUAACCCAACUUCAAUGGAGAAAGAUAGUAAGUCGUCAAGAUUUGAAAGAAAUGCACUCAGAAAGGAGGAGAACAGUCUACGACAGUCUAAGCAUAAUCGUUACCUGAAGGACAUGGUUGAUGAUUUUGAAGGGAGACCUGAAGAGAUUGUGGAUAGUAUUGGAGCUGAAAGUACAGAAAUGCAAAGAUUUAAGGCAAAAUGGGAUGAGCGUGAACGGCAGGAAGAGGAAAGUUUUGUUCGUGCUCCUAUUACAAAGGCGGAGAAAAAGAAGACAAAACACUUAUUAAAGUCAAGAAAUGGGUUGCUUGGUUUGACCGAAAAUUUCUUUGAAGAAGUUAAAAACCUACCAUUGGAAGAGGGGAAUGAUGAGAUGUCAAGUUUCAAUAGUGAUAGAGGUGGAAGAAGUGGAAUGAGGGGCCAUAAGAAGCGCAAGAUGAGACAUUGAAGGACAGACUUAUGCUGUUAUGCAGCUUCACAACUCCAUUUGCUUUGGUUUAGACGCAAACGAGCAUCCAUUUGGUGAUUAGUCAGUUUUGUUGUAAUCGUGCGAUAUGGGUAUCAAGUAUCAACAUAAAGUUUUUGAAGAAUUAAUUUAAAUUCAAUAUGCAAUAUUUUUGAAGUCCUUUUUUUGACCUCUUAGUGAACAGA
This is a messenger RNA of Argentina anserina (silverweed cinquefoil), 1366 nucleotides long. RefSeq lists its product as uncharacterized. The record is from RefSeq and is a predicted model, not a curated record. Gene Ontology annotation, biological process: maturation of SSU-rRNA from tricistronic rRNA transcript (SSU-rRNA, 5.8S rRNA, LSU-rRNA). NCBI's taxonomy places the organism in Eukaryota, Viridiplantae, Streptophyta, Magnoliopsida, Rosales, Rosaceae. The transcript is spliced from 8 exons. Gene Ontology annotation, cellular component: small-subunit processome; nucleolus. Bases 192 to 1163 code for a protein of 323 amino acids.